Molecule: messenger RNA, 1485 nt
Organism: Caenorhabditis bovis
Lineage: Eukaryota; Metazoa; Nematoda; Chromadorea; Rhabditida; Rhabditidae
Source: the annotation of a GenBank genome assembly
AUGCGAUCGCCGACGACGUUCUCAGCUACCGUAUUAUUAAUCACGAUAAUUGCGUUCAUUCUAAUCACUCUUCCCAACUUGUGCGAAUCCGACGCCGUCUCUGAUUACGAGAUCAUCAAGAAGCUGCUGAAAGGCUAUGAUUGGCGAGUUCGCCCACCCGGAAUCAAUCUCACUAUUCCAGGUACACACGGCGCAGUAAUUGUCUACGUAAACAUGCUUGUCCGAAGCAUCUCAAAAAUCGACGACGUCAAUAUGGAGUACAGUGUGCAAUUGACAUUCCGCGAGGAAUGGGUGGACGGUAGAUUGGCGUACGGAUUUCCGGGUGACAACAAACCGGAUUUCUUAAUUCUCACCGCCGAGCAGCAUAUUUGGAUGCCGGAUAGCUUUUUCCAAAAUGAGAAGCAAGCUCAUCGGCAUCAUAUUGACAAACCGAAUGUUCUGAUUCGCGUUCACAAGGAUGGGCGUAUUCUGUAUUCUGUCCGCAUAUCCAUGGUGUUGUCGUGUCCUAUGCACCUUCAAUACUACCCAAUGGAUGUUCAAACCUGUCUAAUUGAUUUAGCUUCUUAUGCGUACACUGAAAAUGAUAUAGAAUAUCGUUGGAAGGAGGUCAAUCCAGUACAGCUCAAAGCAGGAUUGCAUUCAUCACUUCCGAGUUUCGAGCUCAAUAACGUAUCUACCACACUUUGUACUAGUAAAACUAAUACCGGCACAUAUUCAUGUCUUCGAACCGUUUUAGAAUUGAGAAGACAAUUCAGCUAUUACCUCCUCCAAUUGUACAUUCCUUCGACUAUGCUUGUUAUUGUCUCAUGGGUUUCGUUCUGGCUCGAUCGUGGAGCUGUACCAGCUCGAGUCACUCUCGGAGUUACGACCCUUCUUACCAUGACUACUCAGGCUUCCGGAAUUAACGCAAAACUUCCGCCAGUUUCAUAUACGAAAGCGAUCGAUGUUUGGAUUGGAGCCUGUUUGACAUUCAUUUUUGGCGCAUUACUCGAGUUCGCCUGGGUCACUUACAUCUCAUCGAGAAGCUUUUAUAAACACAAGAAAAUCGAUUCGAAUAAGAAUUCAUUGAUGAUUGGAACGAGGCAAGCAAUGGUUAUUCAAAAUACCAGUAUAACCAAAUUUGAAGAUCCCGCUCAGGGUCUUGAAAUGGGAAUGCCUUUAAAAGACUCCGAGGUUUGGAUAAGACAAAACACUAAUGGAAAUGGGGUUGUUAAUGGGAAUGGCGUGGCAAAUCAUAGCCCCGAUGAAGCAGCUGAGUUGAUUGUUUUUGGCCCGCAAAGGCAUAAAAGGCAUAUUCAUCGAAAUUUGUACAAUUAUUUGCGCAACUUCCGAGUAGUUCGUUGGGUUGGUCGAAGGUUGGACGAGCAUGAUGGAGCAAAAAGAGCAGACCUAAUAUCUAGAAUAUUAUUUCCUUCAUUAUUCCUCUGCUUCAACGUUCUAUAUUGGACCAAAUAUUCGCAAUAUCAAACUCCUAAUGCGAAAUAA